AAGACCCGAAGUCUUAGAGCGAGUCCAGUCCCGGCGAGUCUGGCUCAGGCUCUGGCGGCGCCGUGGAGGAGCUGGGAGGCGGCAGACUGGACACAGCCAAGGGGCUCGGGGCGCGCCCGCUGCGCUCUCGAAGUCCGGGUCUGGCGCACGGCGUGAGGCCGGCGCGCUCCCACGCUCCCAAUACGCUUCGUUCCUUAGGUCGCUCUCGCCUCAGCUUCCGCAGAGAAACCAACAGCCGCUCUCCACCUCCGGCUCCGGGCACGCCGCUCCCGCAGUCCUCGUUUCCCUAAUGCGGGCGGGCGGGCGCGCUCCCGCCGCCUCUCACAUCCCAGCGGAGUUGGGCUGGGCCCUCCACGCCUCCUGGGCGAACCCCUCGGCGCGCCCGUGCGCCCCGCACUACUAGGUGACCCUCUUCGGCCACCCAGCAGCCGCAGCCGCAGCCGGGAAGUCUCUCCGCCCGCGUGAGAACCCCGAGACUGGAGCCGGGAGCGCCUCACUGUGCACAACUCCCACCCUCCGCUCCCUCCUCCUCUUGCUCUCUCUUCCUCUCCCUCCGCCCGCCCCCCGCCCCGCGUGCCUGUGUGUGUUCGGCACAGGCGAGGGGACCCGGGGAACAGUCCGGGCUCGGCGCGCGGCGGAGCUGCGGCUGCUCCCGCUGCUGAGGGGAGCGGCGAGGUGGCCGCCCUGCGCCUUCCCGGACUUCCCAAGUGGGGGCAGAGCCGCCGCUCACGGAGCCGCCUGUUAGCAGGCACAGGGAAAGCGGGACCUCCAAACUCCUCCUCAGCGACUCCUCUCCACCCUCUUUUGGCCCCUGCCCUUGGAGAAAGUGGAGUGUGGCGCUCGGUUGUCGUUACUCCUUCAGACAGCUUCGCGGUGCACGGAUUCCGCUGCUGCCCGGUGGGGCUCUCCGCUGUCGGCGCUCCUCCGUGUGUGCCUCCCCCCGGCGCACCUCUGUCGACGAUGAGGAAAGGUCUGCGGACGACAGCGGCCCGCUGCGGACUGGGGCUGGGAUACGUGCUGCAGAUGCUCGUGCUACCUGCCCUGGCCCUGCUCAGCGCCAGCGGCACCGGCUCGGCCGCUCAAGAGGACGACUUUUUUCAUGAACUCCCAGAAACCUUUCCGUCUGAUCCACCUGAGCCUCUGCCACAUUUCCUUAUUGAGCCUGAAGAAGCUUAUAUUGUGAAGAAUAAGCCUGUGAACCUGUAUUGUAAAGCCAGUCCUGCCACCCAGAUCUACUUCAAGUGCAAUAGUGAAUGGGUUCAUCAGAAAGACCACAUAGUAGAUGAAAGGGUAGACGAAACCUCUGGUCUCAUUGUCCGGGAAGUAAGCAUUGAGAUUUCACGCCAGCAAGUGGAAGAACUCUUUGGGCCUGAAGAUUACUGGUGCCAGUGUGUAGCCUGGAGCUCGGCGGGUACCACCAAGAGCCGGAAGGCCUACGUGCGCAUUGCAUAUCUGCGGAAGACAUUUGAGCAGGAACCCCUGGGAAAGGAAGUAUCCUUGGAACAGGAAGUCUUGCUCCAGUGUCGACCACCAGAAGGGAUCCCAGUGGCUGAAGUGGAAUGGUUGAAAAAUGAAGACAUCAUUGAUCCUGUUGAAGAUCGGAAUUUUUAUAUUACUAUUGAUCACAACCUCAUCAUCAAGCAGGCCCGCCUCUCGGAUACUGCCAACUAUACUUGUGUUGCCAAAAACAUUGUCGCCAAGAGGAAAAGCACGACCGCAACUGUCAUAGUCUAUGUAAAUGGUGGCUGGUCUACCUGGACAGAGUGGUCCGUGUGUAAUAGCCGCUGUGGACGAGGGUAUCAGAAGCGCACAAGGACCUGCACCAACCCAGCCCCACUCAAUGGUGGUGCCUUCUGUGAAGGGCAGAGUGUGCAGAAAAUAGCUUGCACCACGUUAUGUCCAGUGGAUGGCAGGUGGACCUCAUGGAGCAAGUGGUCAACUUGUGGGACCGAGUGCACGCACUGGCGCAGGAGGGAGUGCACGGCACCAGCCCCUAAGAACGGAGGCAAGGACUGCGAUGGCCUCGUCCUGCAAUCCAAGAACUGCACGGAUGGUCUGUGCAUGCAGAGUUUCAUUUAUCCUAUUUCAACUGAGCAGAGAACCCAGAAUGAAUAUGGAUUUUCUUCUGCUCCUGAUUCAGAUGAUGUUGCUCUGUAUGUUGGCAUUGUGAUAGCUGUGAUAGUGUGCCUGGCCAUUUCUGUAGUUGUGGCCCUCUUUGUGUAUCGGAAGAAUCAUCGUGACUUUGAGUCUGAUAUUAUUGACUCUUCUGCACUCAAUGGAGGCUUUCAGCCUGUGAACAUCAAGGCAGCAAGGCAAGAUCUCCUGGCAGUACCCCCAGACCUCACGUCAGCUGCAGCCAUGUACAGAGGACCCGUUUAUGCCUUGCAUGAUGUUUCGGACAAAAUCCCAAUGACCAACUCUCCGAUUCUGGAUCCACUGCCUAACCUGAAAAUCAAAGUGUACAAUACCUCAGGGGCUGUCACACCCCAAGAUGACCUCUCUGAGUUUGCAUCAAAGCUGUCCCCUCAGAUGACCCAAUCCUUGUUGGAGAAUGAGGCCCUCAACCUGAAGAAUCAGAGUCUAGCAAGGCAGACGGACCCAUCCUGCACUGCGUUUGGCACCUUCAACUCCCUCGGCGGUCACCUUAUCAUUCCCAAUUCAGGAGUAAGCAUGCUGGUUCCCGCUGGGGCCAUUCCCCAAGGGAGAGUCUACGAAAUGUAUGUGACUGUACACAGGAAGGAAAAUAUGAGGCCGCCCAUGGAGGACUCUCAGACACUCUUGACCCCUGUGGUGAGCUGUGGGCCUCCAGGAGCUCUGCUGACCCGCCCUGUCAUCCUCACUAUGCAUCACUGCGCAGAUCCCAAUACCGAGGACUGGAAGAUACAGCUCAAGAACCAGGCAGCGCAGGGACAGUGGGAGGAUGUGGUGGUGGUCGGAGAGGAAAACUUCACCACCCCCUGCUACAUCCAGCUGGACGCAGAGGCCUGCCACCUCCUCUCCGAGAACCUUGGCACCUACUCCCUGGUCGGGCAGUCCACCACCAAAGCAGCCACCAAGCGCCUGACGCUGGCCAUCUUCGGGCCGCUCUGCUGCUCCUCUCUGGAAUACAGCCUCCGAGUCUACUGUCUGGAUGACACUCAGGAUGCCCUGAAGGAAGUCUUGCAGCUCGAGAGACAGAUGGGAGGACAGCUCCUAGAAGAACCUAAGGCUCUUCACUUCAAAGGCAGCACCCACAACCUGCGCCUGUCGAUUCAUGAUGUCACCCAUUCCCUCUGGAAGAGCAAAUUGCUGGCCAAAUAUCAGGAAAUUCCUUUCUACCACAUCUGGAGCGGGUCUCAGAGAAACCUCCACUGCACGUUCACUCUGGAAAGAUUUAGCCUGAACACAGUGGAGCUGGUCUGCAAACUCUGUGUGCGGCAGGUAGAGGGAGAAGGGCAGAUCUUCCAGCUAAACUGCACCGUGUCCGAGGAACCUACUGGCAUCGAUUUGCCUCUGCUGGAUCCAGCGAGCACCGUCACCACCAUGACGGGACCCAGUGCUUUCAGCAUCCCUCCCCCUAUCCGGCAGAAGCUCUGUAGCAGCCUGGAUGCCCCACAGACGAGGGGUCAUGACUGGAGGAUGCUGGCCCAUAAGCUAAACCUGGACAGGUACUUGAAUUACUUUGCCACCAAAUCAAGUCCAACUGGCGUCAUCCUGGAUCUCUGGGAGGCACAGAACUUCCCAGAUGGAAACCUGAGCGUGCUGGCAGCUGUCUUGGAGGAGAUGGGAAGACAUGAAACAGUAGUGUCGUUAGCAGCAGAAGGGCAGUAUUGACCCAGGCUGGGGCUGAGAGUGAAGCAGGAGAGUCACAGGGAGUCUGUGGACGUCCAGGGGCUCAGAGCUGAGGAGGAAACCCAGUCUAGACCAGUGAGCUCCACAGGCAAGAUUGCAGCGGGAGAGAGAAGGAAAACAGACACAACUACCAAUAUACAUGCCCACUCUACUCGGACAUCGUCACAGGAGUUAAGAACAAUUGUACAAAUGUGUAUCUUGAAUUUAGAAAUCAACCUAAUUUUCCUCUUAGUUGGGCUGUAUGCUGUGUGGUACAGGAUCUUACAGUUUCCUAGGAAACGCUUUUUAUUGCUAUCCAGAUCUAUGGAUAAACUUUCUUAACAAACCCAGUUUCUACAAACGUUGUUUACAUCAAAUUGGACAGGGAUGCAGACACUGUCCAUGGCUCGUUCUAUUUUUGUUUAAAUCAUUUGAAGUUGAAGCUGUGGACGGUUUCCUGUGUCUCUUUCAGAUUAGUAAUUUACAGAGAAAUCACAGACUUUUCCUACAAAUCAUGUGCAUCAAGUGUCUCAGAGAUAAUCCUCCCAUCAGUGUUCUGUUUCUAGAACUUGUAGAACCAGUGUUACUGUUUGUAUCGGGGAAGUGGAGAACCUAAGUAUAAAGGAGAGAGAGCUAAGACUUCCUUAUUCCUUGAGGGUACCCACCUCACGCCCUUGGGGAAUAAAGCUAUAGCGUGGCAGGGAAGACAGGGAUUCACGUUCAGCCACACAAACAAGCAUUUUUUCCACAACAUGUGUGUUUGUAAUAUGCAACUUGAAGUGGUUUUUUUUUUUUUAAAGAAAGGUAUUAUUAUUAUCAUCAUCAUUAUUAUUGAUGAGUAUUUACAAGUAUUCUAGUAAAAGGAUUUUCUUUUAACUUGUUUUUGUUAGCAGUACUGUUAGUAUUUAGGUAUUGACCUGACCCGGGCACCUUCUCAUAACAAGGUGGGCGUGGUCACCAGUUUAAUUAAACAGGCAUUGCUUCCCUGACCUUUUAUCUUUCUCCCAUCAUUCUGCCUGGAAAGGAGGUAAAUGCUCACUGGCCUUGUCAGUCUGGUCUCUGAGCUUGCUCAGGCAGGGGCUUUGUCCUCCGGGUCUCGUCACGAGAAGCGUUCAAGUGUUCUGAUUCAGGCUUUACUCAGCAUUGUGGUCACACAGCCCCACACGCCUCUCGUGGGUCCUCUGUCUACCUUGGAGGCAGUGUGGUUGAAGGAACAGCCUCUGAGCUGGAAACCGGUUCUCAUUCUGGGUUUGUCACUGUCUAGCUGUGCUACCUUGGGAGAGUCAUUUACCCUCACUGGACCUCAGCUUCCUCACCUGUAAACUGAAGGGAUGGGAUUAGAUCAGCUCAAGGUUCUAAAAUGCUUGACUUCCACUGUGAUGCUCCCAGUCUCCGUCAUCAGUAUGAAGACCACAAUGGACGCUGACCUGGAUCAUUUAAAGAUUCAACUAGCCUUUCGCCCAGGCUACAUUAUGCCUUUCAAAUAGUUCCCACUUGGAAGAUAAUUAUUCUAACCUGUAACAUAUUUGUCAUGCUUUCAAGUCUUGUCUUUGUGUCAUUGCAUCACGCUGUUCACCCAGAGAUGGCAUCCCUUUAUUAUCACUUUCUUUCCUCUCUUGGGACCAGUUGCCUUCCUGACUAGUUGCAAAUUAUGUUCUAUUAUUGUCCUGGUCAAAAUUUUUUUAAUUAAAAAAAUUUUUAACUGAAAAA
Messenger RNA from Orcinus orca (killer whale), 5520 nucleotides. It is a transcript of the gene UNC5C, whose product is annotated as unc-5 netrin receptor C. The record is from RefSeq and is a predicted model, not a curated record. The transcript is spliced from 17 exons. The coding region runs from base 961 to 3813 and encodes 950 amino acids. Gene Ontology annotation, cellular component: membrane. NCBI's taxonomy places the organism in Eukaryota, Metazoa, Chordata, Mammalia, Artiodactyla, Delphinidae. Gene Ontology annotation, biological process: netrin-activated signaling pathway. Gene Ontology annotation, molecular function: protein binding; netrin receptor activity.